Talaromyces rugulosus is the source of this 1635-nucleotide messenger RNA. RefSeq lists its product as uncharacterized. Gene Ontology annotation, biological process: amino acid transmembrane transport. Gene Ontology annotation, molecular function: amino acid transmembrane transporter activity. The transcript is spliced from 6 exons. Gene Ontology annotation, cellular component: membrane. Lineage: Eukaryota; Fungi; Ascomycota; Eurotiomycetes; Eurotiales; Trichocomaceae. The record is from RefSeq and is a predicted model, not a curated record. Bases 1 to 1635 code for a protein of 544 amino acids.
AUGGAGGAUCACUUGGACAACAAGACCCCGGCUGAUGUCGAGGCGAAGGCCUCCUCGAGUGAGACUCUUGAAUACGACCAGGAUGUCGGCGUUGUCUACAAGUCUGAGCCUCUGGCCCGUGACUUGCAGGGACGCCAUAUGCAAAUGAUUGCUAUUGGUGGUGCCAUUGGUGCAGGUCUCUUUGUCGGAUCCGGAAGUGCUUUAGCCACGGGAGGUCCAGCCAGUAUAAUUAUCUGCUACCUCAUCAUCGGUGUAAUGCUGCUGUGUACAGUGCAGUCUCUUGCCGAAAUGGCUGUGCUGUACCCCGUCAACGGUGCUUUCUUUACCUACGUCGUUCGCUUUGUGGACCCAUCCUGGGGCUUUGCCAUUGGAUGGGAUUACGCCAUUACCUGGUUGACUAUCCUCCCUUUUGAGCUCACUGCUGCUGCGCUCACUAUCAAAUUCUGGCGGGACGAUAUCAAUGUGGGUGUUUGGAUUACAGUAUUCUUGGUCGUCUUGGGUACUAUCCAAGUAUUUGGUGUUCGAGGAUAUGGCGAAGUCGAAUUCGUUCUCAGUUGCAUCAAAAUCUGCGCUUGUGUGGGCUUCAUCAUCCUCGGCAUCAUCAUUGACUGUGGCGGCACUGGUCCUCAGGGCUAUAUUGGUGGAAAAUACUGGCAUGAGCCGGGCGCCUUUGCCAAUGGCUUUCCGGGUUUUUGUUCUGUGUUUGUCGUCGCUGCCUUUGCCUUUGGUGGCACUGAACUAGUCGGUCUGGCCGCUGCCGAGUCGAGAACGCCUCACAAGAGCAUUCCCUCUGCCACACGUCAGGUCUUUUGGCGGAUUGCUAUCUUCUAUGUGUUGAACUUGCUCAUGGUGGGCUUGUUGGUCCCGUAUACUGAUGGCCGUCUGAUGUCGGCAUCGACCUCGAACACCAAGGAUUCUCCAUUCGUCAUUGCCAUCCUCGACGCCGGCAUCCCUGCGCUGCCCUCUAUUUUCAACGUCGUCAUCACACUAUCCGUCAUUAGUGUCGCCAACUCAUGCGCCUUUGGCUCUACUCGCACAAUGCAGGCCCUCGCUGAGCGUGGCAUGGCUCCUCGCUUUUUGGGUCAUGUCGACAAGAAGGGCCGUCCGCUGUAUGCCACCAUCGUUCAGUUGCUUUUUGGCCUGCUUGCUUUCAUCGGCGAAAGCGCACAGGAGGGAACUGUUUUCACCUGGCUGCUGAGUCUGAGUGGUCUCAGCUAUUUCUUCGUCUGGGGCACUAUUUGCCUCUCUCAUAUCCGGUUCCGUCGUGCGUGGGUUGCCCAGGGCCGCUCUGUUAAGGAAAUGCCCUACCGCACACCGAUGGGUGUUGUUGGCAGUUAUCUUGGUUUGUCUUUGAACAUUCUCUGUUUGAUUGCCACUUUUUACGUGUCCGUCUGGCCCCCUGGCGCCUCCCCCGACGCUUCGUACUUUUUCCAGCAAUAUCUCGCGGCCCCAAUUAUCCUCGCUCUUUACAUUUUCUGGAAACUCUACAGCCGCCAAUGGCGCAUGUGGGUUCCUACUUCUGAGAUGGAUAUCACCUCAGGGCUGCGCGUGGAUCUUCUCAAUGAAGACGAGGACCUCGAGACGCCUUGGACUUGGAAGAACUUUCCAUUGAAGAUCGCGCGGUUGUUCGUCUAG